Messenger RNA from Pocillopora verrucosa, 3799 nucleotides. Its product is annotated as serine-rich adhesin for platelets-like. The record is from RefSeq and is a predicted model, not a curated record. NCBI's taxonomy places the organism in Eukaryota, Metazoa, Cnidaria, Anthozoa, Scleractinia, Pocilloporidae.
UGCUCUGUUUCCAGUCUCAAAACAUCAAUCAUUAGCUGAAGCGCGCCAUGGAUAGGCAAUUUCCUGCGAUGUUUGCUGUUUAGAUAUCAUUCCAAGUCGAUACUCGACAGAAACACAGUGUAGCGGUAACAAGGUGUCGCUUUUGCACGAGUUUACAACUGUUUACAAACUUCAACGCUAUUCUCGCGGUUCAAAUUACCGUUGCUUGGAGGUGUCUUUAUGGCUUUCGCGUUUGGAGAUUCUUACUUGAAGCUUCCACCAAUAAGCCAAGAAGGUUCCGUUGAAAUCGACGGCGAAGACUCCAAGAGAAAUGUGGGGAUCGUCCGCGAUAAACAUGGCCUUGUGCGACUUCCUCCUAUCGUGCGAUUGGAUUCACUUCGCUCCACAUCAACCGCUCAAAGGUUUCGGAACGAAACGCCAACCGCAGUUUCAAGCGAAAAGACCGAAGUUGCGAUGUCAAGAUCACCAAUGAAAAUAACAGACAAACUGGGGAGCUUGAGACUCCAAGGACGUUCGAAAAAACUAAAAAAAUACGACAACAAGAGCGAGGAUGAAAUGAAAUUAAUUAUGGAAGCAGCUGUCAAGGAAACCAAUGAAGACGAAACAAGUUUUUUCGACAGCGAAAAUGUUUCACACGAAAAAGAGAGGGCAGGUUGCCAACGGUUAGGUUGUAGCUCCGCUUUGUUAUCAUUGACUGGCAAUGGAGAACUUCUCCCUGCACACAAAGAUUCAAUCUUGUCCCGCCGGGGAAGCAGCACUUUUCAACCUACGAAGAAAUUGACGAGAUCGCGCAGGCUGGCAAAAUCUUCGCCCGAGUUAUCUAAUAGAAAGAAAAAUAUGCGGCUGCUCGCCGACGGAAAUAUCAGCGAGCAUUCGUUAUCUUCUCUCGCAGCAGGUUCUAUGCCGGUUGUCCGAUCCGACCCCUCAAGCCGUCCACAGCUCGCGGUUCAGGACAUCGACGGAUCAAAGCUCUCUCAAGUACAGAAUUAUGCUAAGAUUGAGGAAAAAGCAAAAGAGUACGGCGGAAAACGCAGAAAUCACAGUAAUCAACGGUGGAAGAUUGAUGUUGCAAAUUUACCACAGAGCACCCCGAGUUCACCGGUUUGCAGUGAAUCUGCUAACUCAGAGAUCAAGCAAAAAGGUCGAAAGUCAUUAAACGAUAUAACGGACGCGGAGCAGUUUGUUGACAGAAGAAGACCCUCAUUGAAAAAGCAAAAUCUAGUUUAUGAUGCCGAUGUCGAUGUAUUGAAAAUUGAAGGAAAGAGCUGCUCUCAGAGUGAGAGAAAAUUGCAAAGAGGAGAUGCUUUGACAGAAUGCAACGUCGAAAUGUUAGACCUACCGAGAAAUGAGGAAAAGAGGCAUUCAUUGUACGACUUGCAACAAAUAUUAACCUUGCUGCAGAAAGAGGAUUUAAAGCGACAGGCUUCCAACACAGCUUCAUCGUCUCGAAAUGCAAGCGCCACCUCUAAUGCAAGCGGAAGGGAACCCAGUGAGUCCGUUUAUGACUUAAGGGAGUUCUUGUUGAUGGCGGCGGCCGAAGCUUCGAGCGCAGGGCAACUUAAAAAGACACAAACGAACAAAUUAAGCGCCAAUAACUCACAGACGAGUUCGUCGUCGCAUCUCGCACCUCCUGGGAGAGAGAAAGACAGUAGAAAAGGCUCAGUUUACGACUUAAUGGAGUUUCUCACUCUUGGAAAUAGCAGUGAAACGGGUUCUGGAUCCACUAGUGAAAACUCGAGCCGUUCGACUUCACCGCGAAUUUUAUCAUCACCGCAUGCCAGCUCUAGCUCAAAUAACUUGCUAUCCGUCUCAGUUGCCAACAGUGGUGAGGAAAGCAGGAGAGCGUCUACCUACGACCUCAUGGAGUUUCUAUCUCUGCCGCGUUCUGGGGGUAAUUCGCGCCCUGAUUCAGGUCCUAGCAGCCCAGCUCUUCACGAGGAAGGCUCUAGCGCAGCAGAAAGCAAAAUGAGCGAUUCAGGUACCGAAAAGGUUAAAGAGAAACGAAGUCUAUCUAUGUACGAUCUGGAAGAAUUCCUGUCUAUGACAUCUGAUAUACCACCGCUUGUGCGAGUCACACCUUGGGAAGAAGAGCAAAAAACAAAUAGUAGCAAAACUAUUUCGGAUUCUGAAGAAGGUGCCAAAAGAGAUUUGCAACAGCCGAGAGGGUCAGUGUAUGACCUAAGUGAAAUCCUGAGCGUGUUACAACAGGAAAAUGAGAAAAGGCAUGAGUCUGCGUCUAAUUUACGCCAGAUGCUGUUUCAUUUUCAACGUGAGGCCGAAAAAACUGGUCAAUCUUCACUUACGCAAUCAACUAAUUUACCCGCCAAAUGUACUGUCGGUUCCUCUCCCGUAACUCCAACUAUAGAGAACAGUGGCUACUCGACCGGUAGUGAUCAAGCAGCAUCAACAGACGCACCCAAAAAUAUGGAUGUAACUGAGAACAGUCGGCACAUGUCUGUGUAUGAUCUUAGAGAGUUCCUUUCACUUUAUGCCGCUCAACAAAACCCGUCGGCAACUCAUCAGCAACAGCUUUCAUCGGCAGUUUCGUUGAGGCGAAAAUUUUCCGGAGUUUCGCAAAGCGGUGUGAGUAUACUCGUCACUGACGAAUCCAACAGAAGCAUCGACAGCGAAUUUUACGAAGAUGUUUUUCUUCCAGUACCAAGUACAGAACCUAGCGGUGCGUCUGAUCCAUCGCGUAAAAGAAGCUCUAUUUACGAUCUCCGCGAGUUCUUGAGCAUUUUAAAUGCAGACGAAUCUCCCUUGAGAAGACGAUUAUCUAGCGUGUCAUCUGCAUCGUCUAAAUCCAGCGAAAGUGAAUCGGAAUCAAAUUCUGCCAAAACUACUGGCCCGUUAAAACCAGCCGGUCCGAGUCAUGGCAGGGGAAAUUCCUCGAGAACACAACUGUUCCCACGCCAGGAUUCCGGCGGGAGCCUUUCUCUGUAUGACCUUGGCGAGUUUCUCUCGCUUUUGAACACAGAAGAAUCUCCAUUGCGAAGAAGGCUUUCGAGCGUCAACGAUAAGAUCUCUGCGCAAGGUGAAGAGGGAGCGCGCACGCCGGUUCUUUCCAGAAGCGAUUCCGAAAAGGGUCUUUACAGCUUAGAAGAAAUAUUAACUGUUAUGAAUGAGCUUGAGCAAAGGAAUAGUAGCGAGAACAUGAGUGGAGACAUUGAAGGCAAUGUUGGAGAAGAAAUCAGUAUUCAAGUUCCGACUUUACCGCCAACAGCUGAUACAACAAACACGCAAUCCCUCCCAACGAGAAAGCUUUUGCAGCCUCAAAGGUCACUAAAAAGUGUCCCCGAGACUUCUGAAGUGAAAAACACUCAUUUAAAUUCGUUAUAGAAUUUCUCUGCAAGUUUGAAACACUUAUACUGAUGAAGGCAAAAGUAAAUUCUCUCUUUACUUCUCCUCCUCUGUUUUGCAUAUGUGAGGCUAAAUUUCUCAGGCCAGUGAGAUUAGUAGCGACUCCGCCAUUUCACGACGGGAGGUUUUUGUACAUAACAAAAUUUAUUUCUACAUAAAGUUGACUUUUUCUGUGUGUUCCUUUGCGUGGUACCGAGUAUGUUUUAAUAUCUGUAACUAAUAGAAAGAUUUGUUGGUUUUAAACAGUCAAUGCGCCCAUUGAAUUAUGUUCUGAGCGGUAAUUUCAGCUGUCAACGAGCUUUAAGGGUGGCAAAUUUACAUAUAUGAACACUUUUAAAGCAAAUUUGUUCUGUAGAUUAAUGGCUAUUUGUUCACGGAACUGAAAGAGCACUUAAGAACACUGAGAAAGACCAACAAUAGUGAGAUAACAGUAAAAGUG